Aethina tumida (small hive beetle) is the source of this 869-nucleotide messenger RNA. Its product is annotated as involucrin. The record is from RefSeq and is a predicted model, not a curated record. The transcript has 3 exons. The coding region runs from base 14 to 709 and encodes 231 amino acids. Gene Ontology annotation, cellular component: extracellular matrix. NCBI's taxonomy places the organism in Eukaryota, Metazoa, Arthropoda, Insecta, Coleoptera, Nitidulidae.
UUGUGAUGAAAGCAUGUAUUGCCUGAUUCUGGUGUUAUUGGUGAUCGUCAUCAAUAAUAUUCCGAUCACCUUCGGGUCGUACUGCAACUGCGUGUGCCCCAACUUGGCCGGCCAUCAUCAGCUACCCCAACCCCAGCUUUUGAUAUCUCAGCCCAACCACCAGCAACAACAACAACAACAACAAGUUUUGAUACAAGACCAUGAGCACCUACAGGAGCUUCUAGUGCAACAUCAGCACUUGCACAACGUCCAAAUCCAGCCCACAAGGACUGUUAGUUACGUCCCAGCUUACACCCACUUAGAAAACAAACAACUCUUGGAGAAAGUGUUGGAGACGCAAAAAGAACACAAAACUCAAAUAGUCCACGAUGAGGUUUCGGAAGAAGCUAAGUCUUCGGUGUCAGGCAGCCACUCAAGCACUAAUACUGAAGAGUUUUUGAAGAGCCAAAACGACAUAAAAAAAGAACAGGAAGAAGAUGACGGUAAAGACCAUCAUCACAAGAAAAACGUCCAUUACAAAUUCGAAUAUGCCGUGGAUGAUAAGAAAACUGGGGACGUAAAAAAUCAAAAGGAAGAACGACAUGGAGACGUGGUUAGAGGGGAGUACUCGUUGCUAGAAGCAGAUGGUAACGUGAGGACUGUGAAGUAUUAUGCUGAUUGGAAGCAUGGAUUCUUUGCACAAAUUCACAACUCCAAGAGGGGGCAUUAAAUUGUUUAUUUAAUUUUUAUUGAAGCAUUUAUAUUAUGUUAUUAUUUAUCUGUUAUAGUUGUAUUAACAUAUAUUCCUAAUGACCGUAACAAAAAACCUGUUAAUAAAUAUUAAAUAUGUAUAUUUUUGUUGUCUGUAUACAAAUAAAGAUAAAAGGUAG